GAACAGAAAUACUAUCACACGGCUCGGUGAGGGGAGGAGAGCAGAGCUCUAGGCUCAGACUGUUUUGGGAAAAAGAAGAAGUGAAAGAGGGAGAGAGACAGCAGGGACCGCGCGAGCUGCUGCACACAAUCACGGAAACUCCCGGCAGUGCCACUUCCGCCCACACGAAACAUGGCGGCUUCCUUGACGGAGAACCUGGCGGAGUAUUUAGGCUCGUCUGAACCGGCAGUUCGGCUCAUGCUUUCUAUUCUAAUAGGUUAUCCUUUUGCACUGGUGUACCGGGGGUUUCUGUUCCAUCAGUCUCCAUCUGUCAUUCAUCUGUUCCACGCUGUCUCAGGACUGUCCCUGGCUGUGUUCAACUUUGGGUCUCAGGUGUGUCACUCUGCAUUAUGCAUAAUCAUCCAGUUCUUGCUGCUGAGGCUUAUGGGAAGGACCAUCACUGGUGUUCUGAGCAGCUUUAUAUUCCAAAUGACGUACCUCUUGGCUGGUUAUUACUACACCGCUACAGAAGAGUAUGAUAUCAAGUGGACCAUGCCUCACUGUGUCCUCGCCCUCAAACUCAUUGGUUUGUCACUUGAUUACUAUGAUGGUGGAAAAGAACCAUCUCAGUUGAAUGCAGAGCAGAAGAACGCUGCUCUUCAAACCACUCCGUCUCUCUUGGAGGUGUGCGGUUUCUCAUACUUCUACGGUGGCUUCUUGGUCGGACCUCAGUUCACUCUGCGCAACUACAUGCAUCUGGUUUCCAGAGAAAUGACCGACUGUCCCGGCCAGGUGCCCAACAGUAUUAUCCCUGCCUUAAAACGCUUUUGUUUGGGUUCCUUAUUCCUACUUAUCUUCACAAUAUUUGGGCCAUAUUACCCUGACAACUAUUUCCUGACAGAUGAAUUUGAGGCUCAGCCGUUUUGGUACAGGUGUGUGUAUAUCCUGCUGUGGGCUAAAGUAAACCUGUACAAAUAUGUGACCUGCUGGCUAAUAACUGAGGGAGUGUGUAUCCUCUCUGGGCUCGGCUACAGCGGUCGCGGUGAGGAUGGCCAGCCCAAGUGGGACGCCUGUGCUAAUAUGAGAGUGUGGAUAUACGAGACUACACCGUUUUUCACAGGCACCAUCAACUCCUUCAACAUUAACACCAACGCAUGGGCGGCCAGGCACGUUUUUAAGAGGUUAAAAUUUUUGGGUAAUAAGCUGGCAUCACAGAUGGCCACGCUGCUUUUCCUGUCGAUCUGGCACGGCCUGCACUCCGGUUACCUGAUGUGCUUCUCCAUGGAGUUCAUCAUCGUCAACGUGGAGAAGCAGACUCAGACGCUUGUGAAGGAAAGCCCGAAGUUGACAGCCUUAGCAAACGGCCCUCUGUAUCCCCUUCUAUACACAGUACAGCAGUUCAUCCACUGGCUGUUCAUGGGCUACUCGCUAGUACCGUUCUGCCUCUUCACUUAUGAGAAGUGGCUGAAGGUUUAUUCAUCGGUGUAUUUUUAUGGCCACUUCUUUUUCCUCAUUGCCGCCGUUAUCCUACCUUUCAUUCAUAAGGCACUGGUGCCUCGAAAAACGAGGGGCGACAAAAAGGAGGACUAGACAGAAAUGGGUUUCUUUGUCUCAUCCUCCAUAAACUACCUGAAGGGAACGGAGUCUGAAUGGAGAAUAUUUUAAGGCCUUUAAAUAUAUAUAUAUUUUAUUCUUUUAUUGUAAUGGGAUUUUUUUUUUUUUUAAAUAAAUGAACCAUUUGUUUAGGUUGAAGAAAAGGAAGAUAAUGCUCUCUGACCAGAGAGCUGUUUCUACCUUUUUUUUUUUUUUUUUUGCUGAAAUGUGACCGGUGGUUAGGCUUGCAAGGAGGUGUUUUGUUAAAGAUAUUGGAGAAAUGUGAAGGCUAAUUAAUAUCCAUAACAAUUUUUUUCUUUUCUUUUUUUUUUUUCCCCCCCCAGACACAGUAUUGCACUCCUAGCUCUCUGUUGGGGCAUCUCAGUAGCACCUGCUGAUGUCAUUUCCAGCAAAACCAAACACAGUCUGAGAGCUGACCUGAAGACUUACCGCUUUCUUGGAAAAUGGAAUUUUAUUUGGGGUUUGUUUGUUUGUUUGUUUGUUUGUUUGUUUGUUUUUGUUUUUGUUGGGAUCUUAUUUUCCAUUUUUCAAAAUCUGCAGCCACUGGUCAGAUUUACACAAGACACUGUAAUAUACAGUAUCAAACACAAUGUGUGAUGAAACUUGGAUAUGCCUUGCAGUGUAAAUGAGUAUUAUUGUUUUAUUUCUAAUUUAACAGAUUUUUGCAAUAUUUUUAGCAAUUUUAGAAUGGGUUGAUCGUUUUGUAAUUUUGUAGUUUUUCCACAAAAAAAAAAAAAAUAAUGUCCACAACAACGAAUGUGAGGACUAUUGUUGACUUUUUCACUCUUUCUCACACACUUAUACCGUAUGUCCUGGUCUCAGCGUAAACUGGAACAUGAGCAAAAAAAAAAAAAUGCACAUAAAGGAAAUCUUCUAAAAAGAAUUCACACUACUUGCCAAAAUGAUUAUCUUUGUAUGACUUAAAAUCUUAAUUACUUGGCGCUACGUGGACUAUACCGCAGUGAGGGAACUUUUUCUGCGCUCACACAAAGUGGAAAAAGUGAUCUUCGACAGGGGACAGAAUCAAGUGAUUAAUAAUCAUCGACAACGUUCGAUGAUUGAUUGAUUAAUAAAAUCCCCCAAAGCUACAGCGAUGACUCGCUGUAGCUUUGGGGGAUUUUAUUAAUAUUUAUACUUGUUCAACUUUUUCAGUGAUGUUCAGUUAACUCCUUUUGCCUUAUUGUUACCAAAUGUAAGAAAAAUGAUUUUUAAAAUGACCCAUUUCUUUUGCAGCGGUCAUUAAAAAUGCUGGAUUUGAUCAAAAUCAGACAUCUG
Messenger RNA from Neoarius graeffei (lesser salmon catfish), 2868 nucleotides. It is a transcript of the gene lpcat3, whose product is annotated as lysophosphatidylcholine acyltransferase 3. Lineage: Eukaryota; Metazoa; Chordata; Actinopteri; Siluriformes; Ariidae. The record is from RefSeq and is a predicted model, not a curated record. Gene Ontology annotation, cellular component: membrane. Gene Ontology annotation, biological process: lipid modification; phosphatidylcholine biosynthetic process. The transcript is spliced from 13 exons. Bases 172 to 1569 code for a protein of 465 amino acids. Gene Ontology annotation, molecular function: 1-acylglycerophosphocholine O-acyltransferase activity; lysophospholipid acyltransferase activity.